AUGAUCCGCAACCUGGUCCUCGCACUGUGCCUGCUGGCGCCGAGCUUCGCAGCGCCGAGAGGGCGCCAGCUGUGGUCCAGGGGCGAAGGCCGGGUGAUUGGCGGCUCCAACGCCGACAUCUCCAACUACCCCUGGCAGCUGGCCUUCCAGUACGGCGGCUCCCAGAUAUGUGGCGCCUCCAUCAUCAGCGGCAACUGGGCGCUGACAGCGGCCCACUGCGUCGAAGGCAAGUCCGUCUCGCUGAUGAGCGUGCGAGGCGGCUCCACGUACAAGAACAGCGGCGGCACUGUGCUCAACGUCGCUUCCGGCUACAUGCACAAGCAGUACAACUCCGCGACGGUUGACUACGACAUAGCGGUGCUGCAGGUGUCUGGAUCCCUCUCGGGUACCAACAUGCGUACCGUGGGCCUGCCCUCUGACAACUACGACCCACCAGGCGGUCUCGCCGUCACUGCCACCGGCUGGGGCCAGACGUCCACCAGCGGCGGCGCCCCGAACAACCUGCUGAAGGUCGACAUGAGCAUCAUAGACCGCGCCACCUGCCAGAACAUCUUCGCCAACGUGAACACCGUCACGGCGCGCAUGGUGUGCGCAGGACAGGCCGGCAAGAGCGUCUGCAUGGGCGACUCUGGUGGCCCCCUGGUCAGUGGCAGCACGCAGGUCGGCAUCGUCUCCUGGACCGGCAGCUCUUGCGAGGCUACUGGAGCCGCAUACGCCAACGUCGGCAACCUUCGCUCCUGGAUUAGAGAUGCUACCGGUGUUUAA
Messenger RNA from Schistocerca serialis cubense, 765 nucleotides. RefSeq names its product trypsin alpha-3-like. The coding region runs from base 1 to 765 and encodes 254 amino acids. Gene Ontology annotation, molecular function: serine-type endopeptidase activity. The record is from RefSeq and is a predicted model, not a curated record. The transcript is spliced from 2 exons. Lineage: Eukaryota; Metazoa; Arthropoda; Insecta; Orthoptera; Acrididae. Gene Ontology annotation, biological process: proteolysis.